Molecule: messenger RNA, 3055 nt
Organism: Pogonomyrmex barbatus (red harvester ant)
Lineage: Eukaryota; Metazoa; Arthropoda; Insecta; Hymenoptera; Formicidae
Cellular component (GO): nucleus
Molecular function (GO): ubiquitin protein ligase activity
Source: RefSeq, a predicted model, not a curated record
UACAUAUAUUUUUAUGCAUCCUUGGCUGGGAGAGAUGCUGACAAGGUAGCACGCUGCAUGAUCAGCGAGUCUUUCAGGGACAUGCGUAGUUGACGGGAGAUACGAUUGAUGGUACCGCGGUUGCCGAAUACGUGUGAAUCACCAAAGGGACUCGGUUUGCUCCAAUCUAUAUAGAUUCUUUUCGAUUUCAUUAUCAUUAUUACUGACAUAAGAAUUUAAUUAUAUCCACGUUUUUACAUGGAUCGCGACUCAAUCAAAUUCCCAGUGUCCCGACCGCGAAGGUAAUAUCGGUGCAUUGUUCGUCACGAAGCAUGAUACGGCGGGUGGCGGUGUCGCGGAAAGUAAAUCUGAUAAAAAUGACGUGGUGAGAAGAUACGCUUAUCGCUUGACGAGAGCGUCAAAGGUAUUACAAGAGGUAGGAUGGAGGAAAGCACAAGUUCGGAAAAUGUCUGGCACAAGGGCAAGCCUGAAGAGCAAAGCGAGCUCUUUCAAGGAGAAUCCACAAACGCGUCUGUAGAAGCUAACUCUACAUCGCUGGCUGAUAUAUUUGAUACAGCAUUUACAUCAACAGUUGAUCCAUCCCCGCAACCUCGAUUUCCUGCCGGUAAUGAAAUGGAAUACGAGCAUUUAUUUGCUGAAAGUGAUAUCGAAGAAUCAGAUGUAACAGCUAUAAGUCCUUAUUCAAAUCCAACUCAUCCUACCGCUUCCGAGAACAGUUUUGUUUAUGGAAAUUAUUUAACCCAGCAAGAUGCAACUGGCGAUUCGCAAGAGUAUUGGCAAUCUGAUCUCUUGAAUUGCAACAUGUGCCAAAAUAGACAAGAAAGAAACUCUAAAAAAGAUCCUCCAACUCAACAAUUGAAUAAUUCAUGUGAGGAGAGAGUGUGCGAUAAUUAUAGAAGAAAGAGAAUUUUGCAUGAUCGUGAUUUGACAGUCAAGCAUAAAACUAAAAAAAGCGAGGAACAAAAAUUAUUGAGUGGUCAACAGCCAGACAGUUUGAGUAUAGCUGGACCAUCUAGAUUGUCGGAUCAUUCUAUCUCAAACAAUAUAACAAGAUCAACAGAAAAUACAAGUGUUUUACAAAAUUUAGGAAAUGAUAAUGAUGAUGUGUCUGAUAAUUUGUUAUGCCAUGCAGUUAUGUCAAAUGUGAUGACACCUCAAGAAAUACAUUCAUCUCAAAAUGAUAAUACACCAUCAGCACCAGAUUUGCAACUAGAUUGGUCCUCUAGUAGUGAUAGUGAUGAUGAGGAUGGCUCAGUUGAAGUACUUGGAACUGUUAAUCACAAUGCCAAAGUACGUACUUUCUUUAAAUAUGAGAUUUCAGCAGAUUUUAAUCAUAGAAAUAACACACACUGCGUGCAUGGAUCACCAGAUUAUUGGAAUCAUUUAACAUCGUAUAAUAUACAUAAUAGAGGCGCGUAUCACAAUCACAGAUUGCCCGUUCAUACGGGUUAUUCAUCUAUAGGAGAUGCAGCUACAGAAGUAGCACAAGUGAGACCAAGGAUGCAUCCUGUGCAGGAAAGAUUAUGGAUGAACCAACAACGUAUGCAAGAAGUACACAGACGUAGACUUUAUCUUAGAUCUUCUCAGAUACAUCAUGGUCCAUCCGUGGAUAUGGUUAUCAGACCAUGUAAUACGCACGGACAUUCAUCGACGCAACAUACUUGUGGAGAGGGAGGAAACAAUAGUCCUCCAAGUACACGAUGCAAUAAUGGAACGGAUAAUGCGGCAUAUACAGAAAAUUAUCUUCCUCCUCCCAUUUUACCACCACCGCAGCAACCUACGGUUUACAGUCAUCCUGAGGCUCGAGGGCCAUCUAAUUUCUAUAGGGGACCAAACAUCCCUGUGCUGCCUAUAAUCGUAAAUCCGUUGAAUAAUCAACCAGUAGAAUCAAUGUCUUCGCUGAUGUUACCGUCGAUACAUCAACCAAUACAUCAACAUGUACAUCAUCAUAUGUAUCAUUAUGAUCCGCAUCAACGGCCAUCGCAACGCAUGCAUCACGUUCACAUUAGUUUCCAUCCUCAUACGCAAGGAUCUGGAGCACAUCAGAUAGUGCCGUUCGUACCAGGUAUGCCAGAGUUUAUAUUACCAGGAGCACGUCACAUGCCCUCACGAAUGGACAAUUACAUGCGCAUUGUUGAUUUGCGACGUAUGGCUCAUGGUAUAAGUUGUGGGGCUACGCAAGAGUCCAUUGAAAGCCACACAUUCCCUCAUAAAUAUAAACGGGUAAAAAAGGUGGAAAACGGGGAAGAUGCUAUUGAAAAAUGUACAAUAUGUUUAUCUGAAUUCGAAGAUUGUGAACGUGUUAGAAGGCUUCCAUGUAUGCAUUUAUUUCAUAUUGACUGCGUUGAUCGAUGGUUAUGCACCAAUAAACGUUGUCCUAUAUGUCGAGUGGAUAUCGAAACAUUUCUUCAUAAGGAAUUCACUACUUCGGCAUAGUUUAAGGUUUUCCAUAUCUGCCUCUUUUCGAAAUAUAAUCAGGUAAUAUGUAUAUGAUAUCAAAUAUUUCAUAAUGGUCCAUCCAGGAGAAAACGCGCUGGGUUACCACUAUUAUUAUGGAAUAAUGUAAAAAUGUUAUGGAUAAUCAAAAUAAUAACGAAGCAUAAGCUGAGUUCCUCAAGAAGAUGACGAGUUGUCAAUGUUCAAUAUACAUGUUUUAAUACAUCUAACUGUGGUUCAUUUUACGCAUUUUGAUAAAUAUUAAAUUUGUUUACCAAUAUUUAUUUUUUUGUCUACAUAUAAGACAAGAUUUGUACUAUGAGAAGAUUUAAGAUUCUUUCUAUGAUUUUAUGAAGAUGUUGCAUAUUUCAGGAUAUGCAAUAUUUAGGAAACACAUGCACAGAGAACGACUCGAUUUGAUUCUAUAUAACUUCUGGUAUACAAGAUAUAUAUACAUAUAAAUUAUAUACAUUCAGUGUAUUUCAACUUAUGAAAGUGUAUUGGAAUUUCUAUUGUAAAUAUUUUUAUUGACUGUAUGUAAAUUUUUUUGUAAUGCUUGUAUUAAAUUUGUGACCAUAACAAAAUUCUAGUAUUACAUGUUAUAUAUUAGCAACGAUUU